Orbilia oligospora ATCC 24927 is the source of this 432-nucleotide messenger RNA. RefSeq lists its product as uncharacterized. The transcript has a single exon. Lineage: Eukaryota; Fungi; Ascomycota; Orbiliomycetes; Orbiliales; Orbiliaceae. The record is from RefSeq and is a predicted model, not a curated record. Bases 1 to 432 code for a protein of 143 amino acids.
AUGGCCGCGCAAUCAACGGGUUAUACUUUUGAAGACGAAGACGACGAUGUUGACCCUUCUGAAUGGGAGCCGGAUGAGUUUUUAUUCGGGCCAGAUCAAUUCGAUGAAUACGGUAAUUUGGUUGCACUUGGGGGGCCUGAGUGGGCUCACAAGACUAGCGAUAAUGUAGGUAAGGGUAAAGGUAGAGCCGCAGACCCUGAUACUUAUAACGAUGGGGCUGGGAAAUUCUCUUUUAAUUAUUGGAAUUUCCCUCCGUCACGUUGGAACGGCGGGUUCGGGCCCGGUGGGGAAGGCCCAUCCUCGGGAGGUGUUUUCAAGCGAGGGCUUGAGACUUUACCGCAGAGGCAGGGUGACAUUGUUGAUAGUGAUAUCGAAGUGGAGCGGGAAGUAGCGCAUCUUGAAGGGUCGGGGGAUCUAGAGGUAUUGGCGUAA